AUGGAAAUCUGCUUACAAGAUCGCUUUCCGCGUGAGAAGUUGACAUCCCUGUUAGACAUAAAAAAUAAAAUUCGAGUAGGUCACAGUGAGUGUUGCAAUUGUUGUUGUUGCAAAUCUCCAGAAUUCAAAGCUUACAAAUACAUCCAGCCAGAAAUACCAAAAUCUUUUAAACCAAUUAGGACAUACGACAAAUCAGAUGAUCCUGUGGAAGGUUGUACGACAUAUAAACUGUCAUUUUGGCCAAACCCACCAGUAGCCACAAAACCUAUCUUGCCAAGAGGGUACUUGGGUAUUCCUGACUGUCCGUUGUCUAGUGACACGACGCAUAAAAUGAGUUAUCUAGGCAACUGGGCUGUAAAGCAACAGCAGAAGAUUCUCCCUUGUAUGAGAAAUUGGUUCGGUCGAGGACCUAUAGACGACAAAACGACACAGAAGAAAGACUUCACGUGGAAGUGCGGCCGCAAAUUGGAUCCAAUCAAGUACAGGGGCAACUUGUGCCUACCUCGAGGAGCAGUAGAAGACAACACAACAUACAAAAUGAGCUUUUACGAAUCGAAUUGCCACGAGCCAGUAAAAUCUUUCAAACCCAUCCGUUGUUACGAAAAAUCCGGUGAGCCACUCGAGGACUAUACUACUUACCGCCUCAGUUUCUUCCCGCAAGAACCUCCAAACAAGGAAACACAUCCAUGGCAGAAAAAGCCACAGUAUCAUCAGCCAACGACGCCACUGGAAGGCCGCACCACGUACAAGCUGAGUUACUGGCCACACUGUGAAGAGCGAGUCAAGCCGAUCAAGCACCAGGCCGAGAACAAUUUGCUAAACCGUAGCUGUUGUUUCGACGAUAAUACAACAUACUGUUUGAGCUACUUUGGUAGCUGUGGAGACAAAUCGAAGCCAGUGUUGCCGAGAGGACACAAAAUCUUCGAUGAUUGCCCCAUCACGCAUGAUACCGUAAAUAAGUUGAGCUAUUUCGGCAACUGGUGUCCAAAGCCGGAAAAGCCAAUCAUACCGUGUCAACGUCAACUGUUGGGCCGCGGACCAAUACAGGACGACACAACACAGAAAUGCGACUUUACAUGGAAAUGCGGAGGACCUGAGUCGCCCAUACGUCCCGAGGGCAAUCUCAUUAAUCCGAAGACGAGAGUCCUCGUUGCGCGAGAGAUAAGGCCCGAGCGCAAGAAAAGCGCGCGCGCAAUAUCUCGUUUGACAAAAGGCCGCUUGCGCAAGUGGCGCGCUUGCAACACGGAAUUCCGUUCGCGCGCGCUAGGCGAGGCGUCCGAAGCCGCAGCCCCGUUCGCGGCGGCAUCUUCACGGCCGCGCGCACAAUUCUUUUUCUUCUCUCGCUCUUUUCUUCUUCCAGGCUGCACUACCAACCGCCUCUCCUACCUGCCCAAUUGCGGAGAGUGCGUCUUGCAGAACAAGUCGUACAGGCCGGUUCGAGUUUACAUGCCGUCGCCCGAACCGAUGGAUUUGGAUACGACCACGCAGCUUAGCUAUCAGCCCAAAGAGAUCGGCCCGAUCCAGAAGAGGAAGAGGCCCGACUAUCACAAGCCCACCACGAGCUUGGACGACAAUACUACUUAUGGUUUAAGCUUCAUACCCCCCGGAAAAUUGAUCCCCUGUUGUCCGGAGGAACAGUGCAACGUGAAAGAUCCCUGUUGUCCGGUAUCAACUUCCAAACCUUGUUCUACGUCCGUCUAUCCUCAAGCUUCCGCACCAGACACAAGGCCAUGCAUCUCUUGCUAGAUCGACAGCCAGCGAUAAAUCAGAGCGAAGCGCAUACAUAUAACUUUUUUUCUAUGAAAAAUCAAUCUAAGUGUACGACAAAUGACUGUGCC
Molecule: messenger RNA, 1838 nt
Organism: Phymastichus coffea
Lineage: Eukaryota; Metazoa; Arthropoda; Insecta; Hymenoptera; Eulophidae
Product: stabilizer of axonemal microtubules 1-like
Exons: 13
Coding region: 1-1746 (581 amino acids)
Biological process (GO): microtubule anchoring
Cellular component (GO): sperm flagellum; axonemal microtubule; cytoskeleton
Molecular function (GO): microtubule binding
Source: RefSeq, a predicted model, not a curated record